AUGGAAAAUGACACUACCCCACGUGAAUAUAUUAUAUAAAGCUCAGUACUUCAAUGAUACCAGGGAUGAAUUGGUCCACAUACUGCACUAAGACCUCUUUGACCGUUUAUUGUACGCUCCUAUGCCAACUCAUCAGACUCUUCUUCCCCUUUCUCUACGCUUGCCAAUGGGAUCCACAAUUCACCCAAGCCGCAAAUAUGUGAUGAGAACUAUCUCAAGUCUUCAGAUGCUCCUGUUUUAGCGAAGAUCAAUGAAUAUGCUUCAGUGCUGCAUAUCCAAUACUUUGUCAUCAGAGUCAUUCGACUCCACACACAUUAAUGUCAAACUCUAGUUUUCAUCCUCCAAUCCAAACACUUUCUCAUCCCAGCGACUGCAUUGUCUUCAUUCCCAUUUCCCAUGUCUUCUUCCACAGUUCUGCAACGUCUCAAAUCAUGGAAACUUCCUCCAUCUCUUUGCCUCAAAAUCUGUCUGUCCCUUUCCACCUUCGUCAUCGUCUUCUUCCUCGUCCACAAAGCUAAUCUUUACAAUCCUACUGCAGAAUUCAACUUCAGCCAUGCCGUUCGGCACUAUACCACGACCACCGCUUCUGUCGUGGGCGAUGGAGAACCCACCAAUAUCUCUCAUAUUCUAUUCGGCCUUGGUGGCUCCGGCAAGACCUGGCCCAAGCGACGGCCCUACGUCGAGCUUUAUUGGCAGCCUAAUGUUACCAGAGGCUUCGUGUGGAUGGACCAGAAGCCUCCAGAAAAUGAGACAUGGCCGGAGACUUCGCCGCCCUACAAAGUCUCCGCCGAUACAUCGUCCUUCAACUACACCUGCUGGUACGGUGACCGCUCCGCGAUUCGUCUCACGCGCAUCAUUAAGGAGAGCUUCGAACUUGGCUUGAAAAACGUGAGGUGGUUUGUCAUGGGUGAUGACGACACUUUGUUUUUCCCCGAGAAUUUAGUGACGGUAUUGGCCAAGUAUGACCACAACGAUUUGUACUAUAUAGGAGUCGAUUCGGAGAGUGUGGAGCAAGAUGUUACAUUCUCUUACAAGACCGCGUUCGGCGCCGGCGGAUACGCCAUCAGCUAUCCCCUGGCGGAGGAGCUUGUGCAGAUUCUAGACGGCUGCGUCAACCGGUACGCUCAGUUGUACGGAGGUGAUCAGAAGAUCCAAGCCUGCGUCAGUGAGAUUGGGGUUCAAACGACGAAAGAGCGUGGUUUUCAUCAGGUUGAUAUAAGAGGAAGUUCAUACGGCUUGCUCGCGGCGCACCCGGUGGCGCCGCUGGUGUCACUGCACCACAUCGAAGCAGUGGACCAACUGUUUCCGAGCUCGACCCGGGUUGAGUCAUACAAGAAGCUAGUGAAGGCGUAUAAAAUGGAUUCGGGUCGGAUCCUGCAACAGAGCAUCUGUUAUGACCUGCGACGGAACUGGUCCAUAUCGGUGUCGUGGGGCUACAGUGUACAGUUGUAUCCUUCAUUGUUGACGGCCAAAGAACUGGAAACGGCGUUGGGGACGUUUCAGACAUGGAACAGUUGGAGUGAUCAGCCAUUCGUGUUCAACAUCCGAUCCGUGAGCGACCCGUGCCGGAGGCCGGUGGUGUAUUUCAUGGAUCGGGUCGAGAGCGUGAGCAGAGAGGAGACCCGAUCCACGUACGUCAGAUAUGGGGACGUAUUGGAAAAGAAAUGUAAUGGAGAUAACUACACGGCGACCAUGCGGGUUGACUUUGUCAACAUCACUGCACCUCAGUUUUCUCAAGACCUGUGGAAUAAGGCGCCACGUAGACAAUUUUGCGAGGUGAUGAGUAACAGUAACGUUGGGGAGAGUACAGUAGAGAUCAAAGUCAGAGGUUGUCAUCGAUUCGAGAGUGUGACUCCACCAAAGUGAAAGUGGGAGGCAUCAAUGUCGGCCAAGAAAAUCGAUCAAUGAGGUAAUAUAAAAAAAAUAAAAUAAUUAUUAUUUCUAGUCAUUCAGACUGAAGACUGUCAAUUCAAUGACUCACGUGGCAUGGUAGAAUAGGCAUGAUGAACAAAUAUUUUAAAACUGAAGCAAGUGCACACUGGGCUAUGAAUGUUAGACACGUAUCUUAUUGCGUGCGAGUAUUCUGUUAUGAGUGUGAAUACUUGCAUGCAAGUGGCUGAGGGCUAUAUAUAUCCAGCCCAAACAUUAUUGUAUUGGACUCUUUGGUUUCAAUAUUUUUUGACUUUUCCAUGGGAUUGUGACGAUGUUCACAUGGUGCCAGAGCAUUGGUUCACUUUCCUUCGGC
Prosopis cineraria is the source of this 2245-nucleotide messenger RNA. RefSeq lists its product as uncharacterized. Lineage: Eukaryota; Viridiplantae; Streptophyta; Magnoliopsida; Fabales; Fabaceae. Gene Ontology annotation, molecular function: acetylglucosaminyltransferase activity. The record is from RefSeq and is a predicted model, not a curated record. The coding region runs from base 397 to 1866 and encodes 489 amino acids. The transcript has 3 exons.